Thalassophryne amazonica is the source of this 1288-nucleotide messenger RNA. RefSeq names its product ketohexokinase (gene khk). The record is from RefSeq and is a predicted model, not a curated record. The coding region runs from base 95 to 1009 and encodes 304 amino acids. NCBI's taxonomy places the organism in Eukaryota, Metazoa, Chordata, Actinopteri, Batrachoidiformes, Batrachoididae. Gene Ontology annotation, molecular function: ketohexokinase activity. Gene Ontology annotation, biological process: fructose metabolic process. The transcript has 8 exons.
UUUAUUUUGGUAGGUGUCCGGUGGGUUGUGACUGCAGGGAGCUUGACAGCAGCAGACUUCGGAGUCCAUAAUCCAGCGGGUGUUUGAGGUGGACAUGGAGGACAAGAGGAAGGUCCUGUGUGUCGGUCUGGUGUGUCUGGACAUCAUCAGUGUGGUGGACAAAUAUCCCGAGGAGGACACUGACAGCAGGUGUGUGUCACAGCGCUGGCAGCGAGGGGGGAAUGCCUCCAACACGUGCACAGUGCUGUCCCUGCUUGGAGUGCCGUGCGCCUUCAUGGGCUCGCUGGCUGCCGGACCUACGGCCAAUUUUGUUCUGGAGGAUUUUCACCAGUCCCACGUUGACGUCACUCUGCUGUGUGAGCACGCUCAGUGUGACCUUCCUGUGUCUGUGGUCAUCAGCAGCACCUCCACAGGAAGUCGCACCAUCCUACACACAAACAGGAACCUUCCUGAUGUCACAGCCACAGACUUCUCCAAGGUCGACCUCCGUCAGUUCAAAUGGAUCCACUGGGAGGGCCGUAACGCUGAGGACCAGAUUGAGAUGAUCCAGCAGGUGAUGCUGUACAACAGCACGUUGCCACAGGAACAGCAGAUCACUGUGUCUGUAGAGAUUGAGAAGACUCGGGAGCCACUGUACCAGCUCUUCCCUUACGGUGACGUGGUGUUUGUCAGUAAAGACGUCGCUCGUCACUUUGGCUUUCAGACAGCUGAAGCUGCAGUCCGAGGACUCUACAGCCGGCUGAAACAUGGGGCGGUCCUUGUAUGUGCGUGGGCAGAGCGAGGUGCAGAUGCUCUUGGUCCUGAUGGUGUGGUUGUCCACUCAGAUGCCUUCCCCCCUGAAAGGCUGGUGGACACCCUAGGAGCUGGAGACACCUUCAAUGCAGCCAUCAUCCACCAGCUGUCCACAGGAGCAAGUCUUGAGGACGCUUUGACUUUCGGCUGUGAGCUCGCUGGCAGGAAGUGUGGCGUCCACGGAUACGACGGCAUCGUGAGAGAAUCAAAGAACUGAGCAAAAAACUAAAUUCAACUUGUGAUUGGACCAAACAAUAAACUAUAAUAAUAAUCUGAAGGAAUAAAAGUAGCAAACUGUAGGAAAUCCCGUAAUUUACCGUCACGACCGUUAACAGACUGUCGGCCGGUUUGUGAGCUCUGAAGGUUUAGAUGAAGUCGACCUGCUGUUUGUUAUGACUCGUUACUGAAAACGAGUCCUGACUAAAUCACAAAUGACCCAGAAUCCUUUGUAAUGUAACACUGUAUUUAAUUUUGUGCACAAUAAAUAAAGUUUCAU